This is a messenger RNA of Pseudo-nitzschia multistriata, 3941 nucleotides long. The record is from the annotation of a GenBank genome assembly. Lineage: Eukaryota; Bacillariophyta; Bacillariophyceae; Bacillariales; Bacillariaceae.
CAUUUGAUGGAACAUUUUCACUGGGCCGAACGUUGUAAAUGAGAUAAGAUGGAUUCAUGUCUCCCUUCGUCGAUCUUUGCCACGUCCAUGGGGGAGAACGUAAACCACCGCGACAGAUUUGGCGACACAGCAACUCCUAAUGCCGUGGAUGAGCAUAGAAACAAUGCAUCAUUGGUCUAUGACCGUGCGAGUAGUGGAACCAUAGACAGCGAUGUCAACAACGGCAACGGCAACGAUAACAUCAACGUCAACGUCAACGUCAACGUCAAUGUCAAUGUCAACGUCAACGUCAACGUCAACGAAAAUGAUUACAGCGAUCACAACAAACCACUAGACUUUCCCUACAAAUUUCCAGAUGCCAUGUCCAGUACUGAUGGCACGGCGGAAGAUUUGCUAUCUUGCGGAUCUUCCUUAGAAGAUCUCGGGGUCACUGAACGAGGAAGCGGCGAGGACCAUCGUCUUUCCCCUCGCGAAAACCACGAAUCGGUUGGUUGGAUUGGGAACAAUGAUAACAUCAAUAAUGCUCCGAAUGUGGCAACCACCGAUGCGUCGUCUUCGUCUUCCUCCUCCUCCUUGCCAGUGUCAAGGCCGCCCCCAAUGCCUAAAUCAGAGGAGCUGUCAAAACCGCAAGCGACGGACACAACCUUGGUAAAAGAAAACGGCCAGACACAGACUCCACCUUGCAGAGAAAAUUCUCCUUCGUUUCGUUCAUGGGUCAGUUCUGGUGAUGCAAGCAAAGCCUCUGAUUCAACAUUUACUACAAGAAACAUCAGCAACCACAACGCCAGCGAGGCCAGGAUCGAAGGACAAACGAUUGAAAAUCCAAUUUUGAAACACGACGAAAGGCAUCGUUCUUAUAGGGGCGACUGCAGCAUUAGCAGUAGUGAUAGCAACAACGACAGGAAAAGCUCGACGCUUUCGGUCAAUGACGACGAGGACUGUCCAAUGGAAACAGAGGAAUUUCCCCGGAAGGAUACAGAGCCAGCCGAAGUUGAUAAAGAAAUCGAAAACCUAAAAUGCCAACUCGGAAAGCUUUGGUGGGCAGAAUCUAAUCAGGACCUAAGGAGCAAGUACGAACGCGACAAGUACGGCCGGCUCUUGAUCCCAGACGAAGAACGCCUCGGUCACCGAUGCGACGGCGGCAAAAAAGUGAACGCAAGCGUCCAUACAGUGAAGUCUAAUGCAAAUAUAACCGCCAACGUUCCUGAUUUCUCUUCUAGCAACACUUCCCCCGACAGAAGCUACGAUGUGAACGGCGUCCCCCGUUCGGUAGGCAUCUCUGAUUUUUACAGAACAGUGAUCUUUAAUGUCAACUGUGUCUCCAAAAAUUGGUCUGAGCAUUUGAAGAAUAUGACUGCGCGGUUGAACAGUUUUGGUGACAGAGUCCCCAUUGCUGGUGAGAAUGUCGCUUCCGACGAAAGCCUUCGGGACAUGGAUCCCAAACUGCAAUACUCCAUGACCUUGGCCGACUCGGUGGACAAGGCCUGGGCGAAAGAAUUGUACGAGUCGGAUGCCCGGGAACGAGAGGACAUUAUCAACGAAAUCCACGGGAUCCAGAGCUCGCGAAUGGUCAACGAAACCCCUGAGCUCGUUGCGGACGCUGUUAGGGCCCUGCGCGAACACAUCGAAACCAACGUCGACGAGCCGCUUGACAACGGGGACAGCAUCGUUCCCCCCAUUACCAAGGACGCAUACAAGCGUGCCGUAUUUGAUCUCAAGAGUGAAUACGUGCAAUCGGAAGCAUUUUUAGUGAAAUUCCUAAGGGCAUGCUUCUUCGACAUCGACAAGGCGGCUCUUCGGUAUUUCCGGUACCUAGAUCUGCUCCACGAUCUAUUUGGAGACGUCGCCCUAACCAGGUCCCUUGCCAUGACGGAUCUCACAAAGCGUGAAAUGCGGUACUUGAGAAAGGGACAGAUGCAGCUCCUGCCAAGCCGCGAUCGUGCCGGCCGUCGGAUGUACGCGUUUUCUGGCUGCGACGACUGGACCUUUAACAUACGCGAAAAGUACCGCAUCAACGUAUACCUCGUCGACGUUCUUGCGGACGACGUCACGACGCAAAUCAAAGGGGCAGUCUCGCUCAACGCACCCCGGAUCGGAACCGGAAGCAAUCCCUUUGGCUUUGAGGGCAUGACGCUACGCGUGGGGAAGCAGGAAUUGCUGGGCGGGAAAUACACCGAACCAGAGUACUUUCGCAAGAUCAACGAGGCCAUUCCAUUCCGGUUCUCUGCGUUGCACUACUUUGCGCCAAACAACAUCAUUUACAACAUUGGAAAGUCUAUAAUCCUCACCCUUCUUGGAAAAGAAGAUCGAAAGGUUGUCCGGUUCCAUGCCGGAUCCCAGAUCGAAUGCGAAUACAGCUUGCGGUCUUUUGGGAUUCCCCACGAAGAUCUUACCAUCACGGACGGAGCCAACAUCAAAACCAAGAACGUGCAAAAGUUCAUCAAGGCGAGACAGUCGAUCGAAAGUUUUCGUGAGAAACAGCGAAGACAACAGCAAGAGGGCGGAGAUGACUGUCCACAAUCACUGCUCAAAGACAAACCCGGAAUCGAAUGCCCGGAGGUUGACUGCAUCGUCUUUGGGGACAAGGCGCUGAACAACCACCAAGCCAACGCAGAAUUCCGGAACAUUCUCAAGAUCGUGGAACGAAGUCGAGAAGAGCAACUAGCAAUCGCUAGAAGACAGUCGAAAUGCUCAACAAACGAUGAGCCCAAAACUCCGAUCAAGGACUAUAUUGAUGACAUCAUACAGAUUGCGAAGUCUCCACCCCAUAACCUCCGUUUUUUGUUUUUUGACAAAAAAAAGCACUUGUACGUAGAAUUUGAUGACCACAACGAACUCUGUAAGAGAGUGUCGCAGUCUUUGAGGGACCAGAGAAAGCGCUUCCGACUGGAAGACGCGAAGGUUCGGGGAGUCAGAGCGGUAGAAAACGAUCAACGCCACGAAAGCCAGUGCGUGCUAGACAAUGGAUCCAUUAUGGGCUCGGAUGCCGCAAAGCGACACAAGCGAUUAUCCGACGGGGACAAAAAUUGCCUAGAUCUUUUUUAGGAGAGCAACAACAUUUAGUGCAAAUCAAGUUAUAAUAUUAACUACAAUUUUUCAUUCAUGGUUGCAAUUCUUCUUCAUUAUACAAGAUCGCUUGGAGAAAUAAAAAGGCAUGGUCUCAAUUUGUAAGAAAACGCAGUCCGUCGAUUCUCAAGUCUUGCAAUUAGAUCCAACCCGGGGGUGUCAGUUUCCACGCUUGAAAAAACAGCAAUUAUGUUUCUCUUGCUGAUUUGUAUCGAAAGCCAUUGUAAUGCAAUCACCACCAUGGCAUACCCAAAACGAAUUGAAAACUUCUGUGAUUUAAUCGAAGGGUGUAUGAUGAAACCACGAUUCCAAAGAAACAAUUUUAAAGUAACAGAUAUUGCAAUAACAGUCGACGGCACAUACCACAUGUGCCCUGUACCUAAUUGUUUCUGUGACAACCCUUGCUACCGCCUUGGGCGAUGUGGAGUAGACCAUUUCAAUAGUUUCAAACAGCUUAGAGGUCGAACUACAUAGUCUCCGGUUUCCAGUCGCGAUGAACAAUGUUCAUAUUGUGUAUGUAUGGAAGAGCAUAUUAGUAUUGCGAACAUAUCUUGGAUUUCUUGAUAUCCCUCUGGAGCGACUUCGUAGUACUGGAUGUUCGGAAUUGGCUUUGUUGCACUCAUAUUGUUUCUGUCAUUGGGAUCUCAAUUUAUUCUUUAUGCAACAGAACGAUUAACCUUGACAAAAUCGAGGAGUCGUGUCUUAGUAUAGACCAUGCCGCUCGUGAUCUUAUGGCGAGUAAAAAAUGGAUUUUUGACUCCCGAAAGUAGCUGAUAACGAACAGCAUGCACCUAUGUUGUACCGUGAUGCAUUAGCUUCAAUUGGUUUGCAGUCUACUGUAGUGUUUUUCCAAUCAGUAAAACUAUAACAUCGUU